AUGAGACUGGAACUCAUUUUCAUCGUGAGUGUGGUGACCGCUCAGAAGCUCGGCAAGCAAACAGGUGGCAUUCAGAAUCUCCAAUCGGUUCCCUUACCACCCCGGGGUUACGUGUCUCCGUCGUCCUUGCGGCAACAGCAAGAACCUCCCAAACCCUUCUCGUACAAAUAUGAGGGUCCAGACCCGUACGGGGGCUUCUCGAGUCACGAAUCUCAGGGAGACGAAAACGGACGGAUCACCGGUCAAUAUACGGUUGAGAAUCCUGACGGAACUUCUCGACUCGUGAAGUACGUCGCGGACCCGGAGCUCGGAUUUUUCGCUGAAGUUGAGACCGACGAGGAGGGCACCAAGACAUCCGAGCCGGCCAACGUGUCCAUAGUCUCGACCGCACCAGAGGAAACUUAUCAACCGCAACCCAAAACGAACGAUUACAGCGACGGUAGGAGACGAGCUCCGUACGCUCGGAACAGUGGUCGCUUCUCGCAGAACAAGAAGUCGCCGUACAACACUGCCAGGGCGCCCGCGGCUUCCGCGAGCUCCGCAUAUCGCGCAUCCACCCGACGACCAGCGUUCGGAGUUGAUAGAGGUCUGCGCCAACAGCCGAGGAACUUCAAUGCGCCGUUGGCAAACUACCGAAACUAUCAGCAAGGGAGGCCGGAUUCAAGAUCUGCAUCUCCGAACACUGUUUUCAAUCAGCAGAGGAGGGGUUUGUACCAACAACGGAGGGACUACAGCGCUCCUCGAGCGACUUACAACAGUGUUCAGCGACAAAGUCCUCAAGCUUUUCGGGGUUACUCGCCCAAUUCUUCGUUCAACCAGCAGACUACCUUCAAUAACCCGUCGUUGAACUACAAUUACAAUGUAAACUCUCCCAAUCGCGGAACGAAUCCUGGAUUCGGUACGAGACGACCGUACACCGCGAGUAGACCUCAGAACUCUAACCCUUUCAGGCCGAAUGCCUACAGAGACGAGCUAGCGAAUCAGAACCGCAUAACAGGAUAA
Messenger RNA from Galendromus occidentalis (western predatory mite), 1002 nucleotides. RefSeq lists its product as uncharacterized. The coding region runs from base 1 to 1002 and encodes 333 amino acids. Lineage: Eukaryota; Metazoa; Arthropoda; Arachnida; Mesostigmata; Phytoseiidae. The record is from RefSeq and is a predicted model, not a curated record. The transcript has a single exon.